GGCGGCUGCUGCGGCGGGGAGGGCCGGCGGGCGAGGCCUGCGCCCCGCGUGGAACCGGCCCCCUGGCGAGGGGCGGCCCCGCCAGAAUUAAUCAGGUACAAGUUAGAGAAAGCUUCCAACAUCUGAACAGAUGAAGAUCAAUUGAUAAAUCGACCCAGCGAUCCACCAUACUUCUAAGGGUCGCGGGGACGUGGUGCGGAGAGAGAGAGAGACAAAGGCGAUCCAUGGAGCCGGGGAGCGCCUGACGAGCGGCGUAGCCCUGUCCUUACACCCUCACACCCGCCCUCCCCCUUCCCGCUCCCUUCCGCUGCUUUGUUAGCGCAAACACGCAAACGCGCCUCACCUACACGGUGAAGAGGAAGGGAGCGCUUCCCCCUACAAUAAUGGGCACCCGGUUCCUGCCCUCCGGGCCGCCACAGAGCGGAAAGAAUGUCGGUCCGGGCCGCGGGUGACGUCAGAAGGGAGCAGCGCAGCGCGGCGGCGGCCAGGCAGCGGCAGCGGCGGCCCCGCCACGGCGAAGGAGGCGGAGGCGGAGGAGGCGGGAGCGGCGCCGGCCCCGCCGCCACCGCAGCGGCAAUGGCGGCUGUCGGGGAGCGCAGGUCCCUGCCCAGCCCCGAGGCGAUGCUGGGGCAGCCCUGGAGCCAUUGGGUCGAUGCUGCUAAACUUCACGGGAACGACGGAACAGCAUUAGAAGAAAGUUUCAAGGAGUAUGGAAGAAACCGAGAUGCAAUGCGACUUUGCCGAGAAGAUAUGCCAAUAUUUGGUCUUUGCCCGGCUCAUGAUGAUUUCUAUUUGGUGAUGUGUAACCACUGUAAUCAGGUCGUAAAACCACAGGCAUUUCAAUCACAUUAUGAAAGAAGACACAGCUCCUCCAGCAAGCCGCCUCUGACUCCUCCCACCUCUUCAGUAUUUUCCCUCAUUUCAUCCUUCCCUUCGAAAAACAAAAGUAGCAGUGGAAGUGGGAGCAAUCGUUCAUCCAGUGGAGGUACUACUAGUGCAUCAUCAUCAAAUUCCAAGUUGCUGAAAUCACCCAAAGACAAACUGCAGAUAAGCGGAAACAACAGGUUAAUGCAUUCGGUACAGCACAGCAAAGUUCCCCAUGACAAACUUAUGACUCCAUCUGUCAAAGUGGAAAAGAUUCAUCCAAAGAUAGAUGGUGCCCAACUGAAAGCUGCUGUUGGUCCAACUUGUUCUACUACUGUGAGUUCCUCAAUAAAGACUGGCCUUAAUUGUCCCUCAAUACCAAAGCCACCCUUGCCUUCCCCUGGACAGAUACUGAAUGGUAAAGGUCUUCUCUCUGUGCCUCCAUUUUUGGAAAAGAAACCUGAAGAAAACACAAACAACAGGAAAUUUUUGCAUAAAAGAUUGUCAGAGAGAGAAUUUGAUCCUGAUAUAUACUGUGGUGUCAUUGAUGUGGAAACCAGGAAACCUUGUACUAGGUCUUUGACAUGCAAGACACAUUCCUUAACCCAGCGGAGGGCUGUACAGGGUCGAAGAAAACGAUUCGAUGUGUUAUUAGCUGAGCACAAAAGCAAAACCAGGGAAAAGGAACUUCUUCGACAUUCGGAUCAUCAUCAGCAGAUGCCUCCUCUCAGGGAACCACAUCCCUCACCUACUAAAACUUCCCAGGAGCUGCACCAAAAUUCUCAUGGAGUUACUCUUACAGAAACAAAGCCUUUAUUACCUAAUAAACCCAAACCUCACCCCCCCAGUCUUCCAAGGCCUCCAGUCUGUCCAGCCCAGCACAGUGGAAAUGCCCCUAGUGAGUCUCCUUCUGUCCAUGAGUCCCUACACCCUCCCUUGCCUGCAGCUGAGCCAGCAUCUCGGUUAUCCAGUGAUGAGGGAGAAUGUGAUGAAAAAGAAGAGCCUGUUGAAAAACUGGAUUGUCAUUAUUCAGGUCAUCAUCCUCAACCAGCCGCUUUUUGCACAUUUGGUAGUCGGCAAGUUGGAAGAGGUUAUUACGUGUUUGACAAGCGGUGGAACCACGUUCGAUGUGCACUUGACAGCAUGUUGGAGAAGCAUCUGAAUUCCCAGAUGUGGAAGAAAAUUCCUCCAGCAUCUAGUAACACAGCAUCGGUUCGUGCCCCACAUCGGACAAACUCGGUGCCUGCUUCACAGUAUGGUGUCAGUGCAGCAGGUUUCCUCCUGCCCGCCACGGUGAUGUCGUCGCCAGCGUUGGUAUCUCCUUCCUGUGUCUCUCUGACUAAUAAAUCGGUACCAUCCCAUGGAACGACACUAAACGCCAAUCCUGCCGCUCUGGGCGCCGUGGAUCCUGUCUGCAGUAUGCAAUCAAGACAAGUGUCUUCGUCCCCUUCAACACCUACAGUGCUUUCCUCUGUACCUUCACCUAUGCCCAGCAAACCUCAGAAAAUGAAAUCCAGCAAAUCUUUUAAACCCAAGGAAUCUUCUGCUGGCAGUGGCACCUGUAACAGCACCGGCAGCGUCAGUAGCAGCGGCGGCUCAGGAAAGAAGCGCAAAAACAGUUCCGCACUGCUAGCACCUUCUCAUUCCACAGAGUCCUUCAGAAAGAACUGCGUGGUGAACUCUGGAAACUCUGGGGCCUCUUAUCACCCGUCGGUGACAGCUUCGUCCCACAGUGUUGGCCUCAACUGUAUGACUAGCAAAGCUAACUCCGUUAGCCUCAAACAUGACCAAUCAGGGAGGGGUCCUCCGACUGGAAGCCCUGCAGAAUCGAUAAAGAGAAUGAGUGUGAUGAUGAACAGCAGCGACUCCACGCUCUCCUUAGGGCCCUUUGUUCAUCAGUCCAGCGAGCUGACUGUCAAUUCACACAGCAGUUUUUCACAUUCACAUACUUCCCUAGACAAAUUAAUAGGAAAGAAAAGAAAGUGCUCACCUGGUUCAAGCAGCUUAAACAGCAGCAGCAACAGCAGCAAAUCAAACAAAGUUGCCAAAUUGACAUCGGUGAACAAUGUUCAUGCAAAACACACUGGUGCAAUCCCAGGGACACAAGGACUGAUGAACAAUUCUCUAUUUCAUCAGCCAAAGGCACGACCCUGAUAGCCGAACGCGCCGUGGUGAGAAACGAACUGGACAAUUUUCACUACAAGCAAAACCUCCAUCUGGAUUUCUGGACUCCAAGAUGCCUUGAGUUUUCCCAACUUCCCAUGGUCCUCAGGUGUGGAAAUCUACUGGACUGUCACUUAAACAAGGAAUUUCCCUGAAGCCAUGUCUGUAGCAGCGACUAUAUUAGAAAUGGACACUGGAUGAAGUUCAGCCACAUAAUUGCUCUUAUCAGUGUUAAGGGUGGUCUGGACUGUUUGCUACGAAUCUGUGAGAUUUUACUUACAGGAGUACAUCAUCUUGCCACUAUUUGACAUAGAUUGGCUGGGCAAACAAAUGUUUUCUGGGAGGAAACAAACGUUACUGUGGACUUAUUUUUAUACUGAUGGUGUCUCUUAUAGGUGAUAGCUAACCAGACAGACACCUUCAACGGAGAGGACCCCACGACAAGGGGGAAAAAAAGAUAUGUGUGAGGCACAAUGGAAAGAAACCCUCAAGAAGGGAAUAUGGCUUUAGUGUUUUUUAUAGCAACGUUCCUUUAAUGGAAUAUAAAAAUAGCACAAUUCAAAACAAAAAUAGUUUGUGUUUUGCCCAGCCUUUUGCAAGUAAUUUAGGAUAAGAAGCUAUCAGGAGUUUAAAAAACAACCACCACCAAACCCGACAAAACUAAACCCAGGAAAGGUUGCCUGAGGCUAUCGCUCAGAAAGCAGGUGUUAAAAUGUCAUCCUUGCACGAUACAAAAACCUAUUUUCUAUUCUUUGGAGUAAGAUUUAAUUGCAGAAGAAAAUGGAAGUUGAUUUUGUUUUUCAAAACAAGCCUAAACCCAUCAACCAGACAAAGGCAAAUGACCUCUAAAACUGUAUGCCCAAAGAACAUAUUUAUUGACCUAUGCUGUAUACCAUGGGCCUUUGGUAGUUAAAGUAACAGCUGUAUUGGUUAAACAAGGCUGGCUUUGCCUUCCAGCUUGUCAAACCAGCCCUUCUAAAACUAUUUAAGGUAUUGAAAUCUUUUCUAUAAAACACAGAAGUCAGUUUCUUUAUGCCUUGUUUGUAUACCUAAAUUGUUACUGUUAUGCUCUCAAAGAGCCAGUAAGAGAAUUCUGUUAUUUCCCUUCCCCUAAUUCUGGAAUAAAGGCCAGUUUGACAGCAGAGCUCAGCGUGGAGCACAGGUGUGUGCAUCAGUCACCUCCCUCUCCCCAGGCUCUGUAGAUAAAGGGGGCUUUACACAGUUCUGUACAGUCCAGUCAGGUUCCAUGAAGUAUUUUGUCUCUGGCUUCAAAACACCUCAAAAAGGAAUUCUGCUAAAGGGCUUUGUUGUAUUACCAUUUGAUUCGUUCUGGGUGUUUUGUUAAGUGUUUGGGGUUUUUUUCAAUGUCAGGUGAAGUCUCAAAACUGAUUCUUAAGGGGUUAAAGCGAAGGAAAACAAAUUCCUGACCAAUAAGAUACUAUUUUUUCUGCCUUAAAGGGGCACCAGCUAUUGCUGAGAAGAGACAAUCUGAGCCUGUCCAGUGGUUUGCAUAGCCCAGCCUUCUCCCCAGUCCUGGUGGCAAGCAGUACAUCAGGGAAUCCAAAGCCACUCUAAGUAGCAGUUGCUUAGUUGUUUACUUAAGGAUGCUUUCAGUUUAACCUGAACUUGCUACGAAAUCAACACAAACAACAAGAAGCCUCUAUGCAGACACUUUAGCUUUGAAUCGAUAUGAAAGAUCUCACUGAGCAAGCAACGUGCUAGAGAUGCUUAUUAUGCAAACUUACAAACCACAAAUAGACAACUUUUCAGGAACAAAAGGAUUCAUAUCUAAUCAGAUGCCCUGCUGGAAGGAUCGUUAGAACUGCCGUUGGUUUAAUGCAAGGGCGACCAAAGUGAACACAAAAGAGAAAGGCAAAACGCGUUAAAUCCUGCGCGUUUGGAGUGAACUCCACACUCCGACGAAGCCUCUGGGGCAGAGCUUCCACUUCAGGAUAGCGUCAGUCACAAGUGCAAUUUGACUGUUGCUAGUAGACACAAAGGUAAAGGAAACACGAAUUUGGCAAGAUUGAGCACUAGCGAAUUUGCGAGCGAUCUCUCCUCUGUCUUCUUGAAGGUUCUGUUGCUCUGAAAGCAGAAUGGCAAAUCGGUGUUCCUCUGGCAGCGUUCAGACAGUGAACUCCUGAUCGCUGCUUUGUGCAGGGCCAGUGCCUGCAGCCACCUCUGCCGUGUGGGUUUAAGCCAUUGGGACUAAAGAGUUAGAAUCUGGUCAAUUCUGUCUGCCCUUGAGCAUAUACAUGCCUAAAUGUUAUGUUUUAGAUCUCGGUUACAAGCAGAACAUUGUUCCUGCAGCUUUUAUUGUCAUGUAGUUCUUACUGUAAAUAGUUUAAGGAAGCUUAAAAUUAAUUUUUCCUUGCAAAAAUUGAAUUUGCAGUGGCUGGGUUGUUUCUAGACAGAUUUUUGGUAUUAAUUUAAGAGAUACAAGUUUUUUAUAGUCUUUCCAACUUCUCCUUACGACUCCUGCAGUUUUCUUAGCCUAAAAAAAAAAUAAAAAUUGCUGCAAUGAACAAAGAAUUCUACAAGAAAAAAAAAAAAAGAAAAAAGGCAAAAAAAAAAAGGAAAAAAAAAAACCAACAGCAUACUUUUGUAUCUUUAUUUUGGAAUUUUUCUUGUUCUAUUAUAAAUAUUGAAGUAUCCCUAUUUCAGAAGACAUAUUUUGUUAAUUGAUUGUACAUAUUUAAAUAUGUAUUUUUGCACAGGUCUUUUUUUCUUAUAUCCAGUUUUUGGUACAAUUGAGAUCAUCUAGUAUUUAUUUAUUAAUUAAUUAAAAAGAGAAAAAAAAAAAAAAAAAGAGAAAAAAAAAUAGAGGCAAAUACCUUUUUAUAAUUCGAAGUGGUUCACUGCCAAGCCAAUAGUCAAAACAUGCCUACUUUGCAACUAAGGGAUGCCUCCGUGUUGUGAAAGCUGUGUCCCUUUUCGUGUCUGGGGAGCGGAUACAGGCGAGCUACGGCCCCGCGUCCUGCGGCCAGCUUCUGAGGUGUGGGAACCCGAGGGCAGGCUUGGAGCCCGCCUGGGUGGAGAUGGCUUUUGCUUCUCGGUUGCCUGAUUCCCAGAAGACUACGUUUAGUGAAGUGACAACACUGCUUCUCUUCCCCCCCGUGUCGGUGUGCUUGUGCGUGCGUGCGCAGUCGUGUGGCUCUCUCGUGGUGAAAACUAACGGAAAAACUGAAAGUGCCUGAUCUUAACUCGUUUUAGCUUGGACUGUUUAGACAGCUUCUCCUUAAAAGACUUGAAUGUGCAGUUGACGUUGUUGGAGCUUGCUUUUUCCACCUAGGAAUAGUACAUGUCUGCUUACGGACAUAGAUAUGGAUGUGUGCGCGGGGGGGGGGGUGUACAUAU
Messenger RNA from Pogoniulus pusillus (Red-fronted tinkerbird), 6384 nucleotides. RefSeq names its product ataxin 7 (gene ATXN7). The record is from RefSeq and is a predicted model, not a curated record. The coding region runs from base 430 to 3018 and encodes 862 amino acids. The transcript has 14 exons. NCBI's taxonomy places the organism in Eukaryota, Metazoa, Chordata, Aves, Piciformes, Lybiidae.